GUCCUGCUUGGUUACCACCUGUCACCUACCGCACGAUGCUGGGAGGCCUGGGGAAGCUUGCUGCUGAGGGCCUGGCCCACCGCACCGAGAAGGCCACCGAGGGAGCUGUUCAUGCUGUCGAGGAGGUGGUGAAGGAGGUGGUGGAACACGCCAAGGAGGCUGGAGAGAAAGCCAUUGCUGAAGCCUUAAAGAAGGCCCAAGAGGCAGGGGACAAAGCGGUGAAGGAUGUCACUGAGACGGUGACCAACACAGUCACGAACGCCGUCACCCAUGCAGCGGAAGGCCUGGGCAAGCUGGGACAGUGAGCACGCCUGCCUCCAGGGGACUCUUCCUGAAUCUCAAUA
Messenger RNA from Hyaena hyaena (striped hyena), 344 nucleotides. RefSeq names its product family with sequence similarity 25 member A (gene FAM25A). The record is from RefSeq and is a predicted model, not a curated record. Bases 36 to 305 code for a protein of 89 amino acids. The transcript has 3 exons. Lineage: Eukaryota; Metazoa; Chordata; Mammalia; Carnivora; Hyaenidae.